ACGACUAUACCGACCAAAUACCGACGCAAAAUAUUACCGACGGAAUACCGAAAGAUCACCGACGGAAUUCCGACAUAAUUUUUUUUGUCACUGCAAUUCGUCACUAAAUUUGGCGGGUGAAAUGGCGCCUCAUUUUUCCGACGGGUUUCCGACGGAUUGCCGACGAACGCCUGACAAAAUACCGACGAUAUCAUUUAUGUCGUAUAUUUUGUUGGUAAAUUUCGCGGGUCAAAAUGGCGCCUUUACUUUCCAACAGAUUACCGACGAUCUUCCAACAUAAUACCGACGAUAGCUUUUAUGUCGUAAAAUUUGUCGGUAAAUUUCGCGGGGCCAAAUGGCGCCUUUAAUUUCCGACAGAUUACCGACGCAUUAUAUUUGUGGUUGUCUAUUUUACCAAAAUUCCUUACAAAAACGUUGGAUUACAGACGAAUUGCCGAUGGUUUAUUGUUGUCGGUGGGGAUUUCACUAUUUAAACGCUGCGUUUUCAGGGUUUAUUUAUUACCGACUGAUUUUUGCCGUCGGUAAUCUGUAGGUGUUAUGUAAAAAAAAGUAAAACGCAGCGUUGCUAUAGUUCGGUGGUUUCAAAAACCAAAACUUUCACUGAACGUGGGAUUGUGCUUCUUUUUUCUCUUUACCUCAAUAGGAGUUUUAGGUGUUCUCUCCAACCUACGUGAAGAUUGAUUCCUAAAGGGAUUAGAGAAGGGUUUCGUUGGUUGUCGCUGCUCCCCGGAUAGUUGCUGCCGCCUUUCUCGCUGCUCCUUUAAUUGUUUCUGCCUCCGCUAUUAUUUUCCUCUAAGAGCUGCUGUUGCCGCUCUGUCAUCGGCCGCUUCCUUUCAUCCAAAGUAUUCUUUGGAUCAUUCUGCCGUAGUUGCUACUGCUAUCAUCAUUUUGUCAUCUUACUAUUGUUACUUCAAUCAAAAGACAUGCGAGGUGGAUCCAAUGCAAUGGCAGGACGAGGUAGAGGGAGAGGGGGAGGAGGUGCACCUCCCGACCCGCCUAUCCAGCCAGAUGUUCAUGCAAUGGCAGGACGAGGUAGAGGGAGAGGGGGAGGUGCACCUCCCGACCCGCCUAUCCAGCCAGAUGUUCAUGCAGAGGAGGCGAUUCUUCCUAUUUGCACUAUCUCACUUGAUGGGAAAAGAUUGGAGGGCCCCUCAGAUAAGGUGUCAGCUGCUAUUGGCACUAUUUUUAGAAAGCAAUGGUUCACCAGCGGAUAUCAAUGGCCAAAUUUAAGCGAUGCUGAGAAGGCUGUAUAUUUUGAGGAAUUCAAGAAAGUUUACAUGUGGACAGAAUCUGAGGAAGCAGUGCGGAAAAUUUUUUACAGACAUGCUUCGCGCCGUUAUUCAGAUACAAUAUCUGACAUGAAGAAGAAAUGGCGGACUAAACAAAUUAAGCCCAGGCAUGUCGGUGAUGAAGUUUGGAAUGAAUGGGUGAAGGCAUGGGAUGUAGAGGAAUAUAAAAACCGGUGUGAGCAAAAUAGAAAGAAUAGGCUAAGUGAACGUGUGCCUGGAGCUGGGCCAUCUACCCACGCAGGGGGAUCUCGAUCUAUGACACAACUGAAAAGAAUUUUGACGGAAAAAGAGGGUCGCGAGCCUACUGCACCAGAGCUUUUUUUGUAUACCCAUACAAAGGAUCAUGACGGUAUAACAUUCAUUGAUCAGAAGUCAGCGCAUGCUUAUGCUCGCUUCCAAGCGAUGGUUUCAUCUAUUCGGGCAGCUGCUUCUCAGUCAGUCGAUGGUGAGAGUAGUAGUUCUCCAACACUUCCGAUAGAUGAAAAUAUGAUAUGGCUAGAGGCUGAGGGAAGCAAGCAAAGAGUCAUAGCAUUGGCUCAUCUGCAUCAUCUUUUUACUCUAGCACAUCGUCGUCGUCAUCAGCUACGACCAGUCCUAAUGCUGAUUAUAUUCAUGUGUUGCGAAAGCUGUUGGAAUCCCAUCGUCUACUCCAACAUCAAUUUCAGUUUGCAAUGGACUAUUUACGAGAGCAUGGCCUAGAGGUUCCUGUCUUACCUACUGUAGUGCCAUCGGCGUCACCGUCACACGAUGAUUUGGAUGAUGACAUGGCUUUAGACGAUGAUUAAACUGGUCUAUUUAAAUUUUUAUAGUUGCGUUAGAACUUUGUAGUUGACGUUUCUCAAACAAUGUAGGAUUUUAAUUUUGUAGUAAUCAAAAUCGGAUUAUUAGCA
Mercurialis annua (annual mercury) is the source of this 2179-nucleotide messenger RNA. RefSeq lists its product as uncharacterized. Bases 924 to 1988 code for a protein of 354 amino acids. The transcript is spliced from 8 exons. The record is from RefSeq and is a predicted model, not a curated record. NCBI's taxonomy places the organism in Eukaryota, Viridiplantae, Streptophyta, Magnoliopsida, Malpighiales, Euphorbiaceae.